AUGUUUCUCCGAAGCAGUCGUUUCAUUCAGCUGAUUGUUUGCCUGAACUUGAUAAACAAUAUUAUAUCUAAGGUGGAGUUUACCAACAUUAAAUGCAAUUCCCUGGACACGGAUUUUGCAAAUUUUGAGUAUUGCUUUUUGAAAUCUGUGAAUCGCCAUUAUAAGUACCUAUCCCUAAAGGUUAAUAUUGAGUUGCAGAAACGAUAUAGUGUCUAUAGGACCUUUCUCUACAAUGUCACUGUGGACGCCUGUCGAUUUCUGAAAAAUCCACAAUCGAACCCAAUCGGAAUUUACUUGUAUGGAUUCUUCAGGGAUUAUUCCAAUAUGAACCACACUUGCCCCUUUAAUCACGAUCUUAUAGUUGAUAAAUUGCCGGUCAAUUUUACCAACCGACAUGUAACAGAAGUAUUGCCCUUCCCCACAGGUGAUUACCUUUUUCGAUCGAACUGGAUAGCUUAUGAUAUUAACCGAGCUCGAGUCGACGUAUAUUUUACACUUUCUUAA
Messenger RNA from Drosophila serrata, 504 nucleotides. RefSeq lists its product as uncharacterized. The record is from RefSeq and is a predicted model, not a curated record. Lineage: Eukaryota; Metazoa; Arthropoda; Insecta; Diptera; Drosophilidae.